UAUGGAUCAGGCAAAUAAGUUAUAAUACCAAUAACAAGUAGAAAAAUACCUAGAAAGAAACAAAGUGUAUAACAUAUUUGAGGAUAUGCUAAAAUCACUUAUUAUUAAAAAGCCUGAUGAUCCAAUACAAUUCUUGAUUAAUAAAUUACAAGAAUCUGAAAGUACUUUUCAACUCUCAUUCAAGCAAAAAAAAUAUUCGUAAUAGGACCACCAGGAUCCAAAUUACUAGAACUUUCUCUUACACUUGCUGAAUAUAUGAAUUUUCAUUGUGUUUCUAUUGGUGAUUUGAUUGAAAAAGAAUUAAGCAAGAAAUCAGAAUUAGUAUUAAUAUUAUAUAUAUCUCAAGAGUUAAUAAAUUUAAGAUUCUUUGGAUAAAUUUUAAUAUGUUAGUGAUGACAUUGUUAUUAAUAUUGCAUUAAAUCAAAUUUAGCAUUUGGAAAACGAUAAAAAAAGCUAUAUUUUUGAAGGAUUUCCAAAAACAAGAGUCUAAGGCUUAGCAUUUUAAAAAGAAGGAAUAAUUCCUGAUGCUUUUCUUAUACUGGAAAUGUCUGAAGAGAAAAUCUAUUAAUGUUGUCUAAAAAAAUUAGAUACAGAACCAUUUAGCAAAUUAAGUAACAAAGAAGAUUUAGCAAGAAAUCAUUCAUUAGAAUACUAAUUGAAUCUGAAAUAAGUUAAGGAAAUUUAUAAGAAUUAAUACUUUUCUGUUGAUGGAGAAAAGAACUAUGAAUUAGAAGAUAUGGCUGUAUAUUAUACAUAAUAUUAUUCUAGUAACGACUUAAAUAUAAAUUAUACAAUAAUGCACCAACAAGAGCUGGAAGAAUUCUUGUCAUUGGACCUCCAGGAUCAGGUAGAUCUACAUUAGCCAAACAUUUAUGUUCAAGAUAUGGAUUUGUUUAUAUUUCGACAAGAGAAUUGAUUUCAAAUUUGGUUAAUAAAAAAGGUACUACUGGUAAGGAAGCAUUUGAAAAAGUUAAUAAAGGGGAACUUAUAGAUGAUAGAAUUAUUAAUGCUCUCAUCAAGGAAAGAAUUAAUUAAACAGAUUGUCAAUUAUAGGGUUAUGUUAUUGAUGGGUAUCCUAAAACUGAAUAAUAAAUGGAAUCAUUGAAUGAACUCAAUAUUCAACCCACUUUAAUAGUCAUUAUUGAUGCUGUGGAUGAUAUUGUUUUAAAGAGAUUAAUUUAGAGAAGAACUGACCCUGUGUCUGGAAGAAUCUAUAAUUCUAUUGAUGAAGCAGACAGAGAAGUCAAAUCAAGAUUGAUAAUUGCUCCAAAUGAUAAAAGAGAAGUUGUGCAACUUAGGUAUUAUCUUAUUUAUAUUCACUUAGAUUGAAAAGAUGGGAUGAUUUAAAAUAAUUAAUUGAUGGAACACCAAAAUACGCUUCAGUUAUUUUUAAGGCUUCAGGUGAUAAUCCAUUAAAUAAUAUUAUUGAAUCAGUAUGUUAUCAUUUAGAGAAAAUGAAUUGA
This is a messenger RNA of Paramecium pentaurelia, 1463 nucleotides long. Lineage: Eukaryota; Ciliophora; Oligohymenophorea; Peniculida; Parameciidae. The record is from the annotation of a GenBank genome assembly.